Molecule: messenger RNA, 9672 nt
Organism: Anopheles funestus (African malaria mosquito)
Lineage: Eukaryota; Metazoa; Arthropoda; Insecta; Diptera; Culicidae
Gene: ttk
Product: protein tramtrack, beta isoform
Exons: 4
Coding region: 2972-5644 (890 amino acids)
Biological process (GO): regulation of transcription by RNA polymerase II
Cellular component (GO): nucleus
Molecular function (GO): protein binding
Source: RefSeq, a predicted model, not a curated record
CAACGUCAAAUCUCAGCAACCAUACUCCUGUGUGUUCCCCUUUCUCGAUUCAAUCCUCCUUGAGCCCCACACCCUCUGACAACACAAUAAAAAAACACCCUCUCCCCACAUACAUACACACUACACCCAACCCAAGUGAAUCCAAGCGCAGGGACUAUAUACGUGUUGCGACAAGUCAAAACUCUUCUGUACGGAAGCUUCAAGGAAUUCUCUUCCCGAUUACUCCUAAUGAGUGCGAACGAGAUGGCAUACUACUCUGCGUAAAGGAGACAGAGCAAAGAGGAAAGAGCGCAAGUGGACGCUGAUUGUAUGAGAGUGGAACAGAGAGAGCUUGCUGUUUUAUUCCGUGUAGCGGCAUGUAGCGUUCGCUCUCGCCUGUGUGUAUCGCAAUGUGCGUGGUCGGUUUAAGUCCAUACAACAAAAAGGAGCUCUUCGAUACGGUGGCUUGUGAAGGUGUGUGCGGCUAUACACGACGAGCCGGGCGCGCUCGGUAAAGUUGUUGGUGUUGGUAAAUGCGGGUCGUCGUGCCUGUGGAGGGGGUGCACAGAUCCCUGCGAAGGAGACGCACAGCACACAACGAAUCGAAGCAAGCGUGUGUGGGGUGAUGCGAACGCAGUGGAGGGAAUUGAGCGGGCGGCGCGCGUGGAGAGAAGUCGGAUAGCUAAAAUUAACACACACCCCUAUUCAUUCGAACGUGCGACGCGGACUCGGCAACACACUCGCUACGGCACGGUACAUCAGAUCCGUGUGUGCCUCUCUUGAGAGUGGAGGCUAGCCGACAAAAAAAAAACAGGGAAAGAAAAUCAAACAAUCUGUGUAGCAGAGCUCUGGCCGUUACAGGACAUACAACAGCGUGUCGAGCCGAACUGUCAUCACCAUCGGAAGAGAUAACCGUUUCAUUUUUUUCGUCGUCCAUCGUAGUCGCCUGUUUGGUGCAAAAUAUCAAAGCCUUUCAGUGUGUGUCACGAAGCAGCAGGUCCGUUUUAAUUCCGUGCUGGAUUCUCGCCUAUCGAUAUCGCAUCCACACGGGUACAGUUUUUGUACGCGCGAGCAGUUGCUAUCGGACCGGUAUGAUAAUAGUAGUGAAAUAGUGCGAUAAGAAACCAUCGACCCGAUAAUACUGAAAAAAUCUCCUGGUACGCGAAACACCGUCGAAGUGCGGGCUCUGCCCUGGAGCAACGUGGAAAAGAUUCUAGUUAGAUGAAGAAAAGAAAAAUAUCUAUCUAAGGUGAUCUAUACUGCCAGUCGGAAGGUAAUCUCAAAUCAAUCGAAAAAGAAAACACAUUUUCCUGUCUGGGUUAGUGGACACCAGGUUAAGCAGCACAUUUUUUUCACGGUUUUGCAACGACAGAACGUGCAUUCCUAGAACCCGACGUUGAAGCGAGAGAGAGAUCCUCCCGUUGUUGGGUGCGGUUUACUAUUCUCGAUCGUAUGUGUUUGUGUGAGAUUGUGCGUGAAUUGUACUGCUGUCAGUGGGUGCCUUCGUGGCGAUGUGUAUAGUGUGUGAUUUACUGGUUUCGGUAGGCUGAGGUUUUUUAUUUCUCGCUUAGCUCCUGUUUGCUAAAACUUAAACGAUUACACCCCGCAUUUCCUGUCUACUGCUUUUCGCGAUCAUGAUGGAUAUGACAUAAAGUGACGUCAUCAUACAGUUAAAAAAACAAGGGUUUGAUGAUUGUCAAAUUCCGACACACUUCAUUCAUACGCAAUUAGCACAGUCAUCAGUUGGACUGGCUGCUCUGUUGUGUGAAGAGGAGUCGCCAUGUUGUCCGAAAAUCCUCCGUUUCGUAGUGAAUGUUCCGUCCUGUUCGUGUCUGUUGGCGUUGAAAGAGAGCUUUCAUUGUGAAACGUGAAACUGAUUGAGAAAAACGGGUUGUCAGUUGCAGCGAAUGAAAAAAAAAUUCUAAGUAACGCGUGCUGCGAUGCGGAUGUGUGCGUGUGCCUUAUGAGAAAAAAAGUCGAAUGUGGUGUUUGCGGUGCUGCACAGAGUGCAAAUUCUUUCACCGAUAGCUGUAGUUCUAAACGAUGACGUACACGAUACCCUGUGGUGCCCGCUUGAUAUAGUGAAAAAAUAAUAAGAAAAAGUACAGCGGAUCCCCAGCCCAAGAAAAAGUUUACGGUUGAUAAAGUGAGGAAAAGGAGCAAAAAGUGGCCAAAUUUUGGCGCGCUGAUUAUACGUGCGAAAUUCAUUUAAAAGUCUGUCGAGUGUGUGUGAAUAAAACGAAAAAAGAAGGCGAAAUAGUGCUACACUGUGGUUGCAAGAAAAAGAAAAACCUCUUUCUUUAUUUCACACCCCAAAACCGCACAGGCACACUUGUGGGUAGUGUGGCGAGUGUACUGUGAAAGAAGUGUAGAGAAGCACAAUUAAUUGUUAAGUGGAUGUGUGUGUGUCUGCACGUCGGUGAUGUGUGUAGCAGCAGCAGCAGUUUGAAGUUUCGAAAGGAAAAAUCACUGCAACAAACGAUUUGCAUCCAUUUGACAGCAGCGUGUACAAGAAAAACUGCUUACGGCGUCGAAGCAAUCGGCGGCUUGUGUUGGAAACGGACUGCCGAAUGGGCUUCGCUGCCAACCAAGGAAUAUCACUGAAAGAAAAAAGCGUCCUCUAUCGGUGUUAGAAAAAUAGCAACCAAAACAUCAAUGCGAACAGGAAAGACUGAAUCACCCUAAGUUCAAGUUGGCUGGUCCACAAUACAGCGUAAAGCGAUAAUAGCUUUUAUCUUGCCUUCUAAACGUCCCGGAAAGAUAACGAAGGACAACGGACAACCCAUCAACAACCAACACGAGUGCGGCAACGAUAAGAGAAGUCGCUGUGUAUGUCUGCGGGCCUGAGUAGUGUGUGUAUGUUCGCUUAACGAAGGGAACAAGUUACCACAAAACCGUACACAGCCGCCUAUAAUAGAGGAAACAGCAUUGCUCUUGGCAGAGGCAGUAUUAGGAAGAGGAAUAGAAGAAAAAACAAAUCAAAACAAUAAAAAUGUCAUCCCAAAGAUUUUGCCUUCGGUGGAACAACCACCAGACAAACUUGCUCGCAGUGUUCGAUCAGCUUUUGCAUGAUGAAACAUUCAUUGAUGUGACACUGGCUGUUGAAGGUCAGCACCUGAAGGCACAUAAGAUGGUGCUGUCCGCAUGUAGUCCUUACUUCCAGCAGCUGUUUGUGAGUCACCCUGAGAAGCACCCCAUCGUGAUCUUGCGCGAUGUCCCGUUUAAGGACAUGAAAUGUUUGCUAGACUUUAUGUACCGUGGUGAGGUGUCUGUCGAUCAGGAUCGACUUGCCGCCUUUCUACGCGUGGCCGAAAGUCUCCGGAUAAAGGGUCUCACGGAAGUAAGCGAUGAUAAACCGAAUGCUCCUACUGGGACCACGACAACAACCUCGACAGCACCUUCGUCCGCUUCCGGUGCGGUACAAACUUCUGGUGCUGUUGCCACCAAUAAAGUUUCCAGUGCGACAGCACAGAAGACCACCACCGGCGAGAGUAUAACGCACGUGGAAGAUGACGAUGAAGACCGAUCCUCGCCAGCAUCCAACAGUAUUUCGGUGGCAUCGAGCGUCGUAACCCCAUCUGGUCAGGUGCAAACGGGGUCCGGCCAUCUGAAGCAACUUCCUCCCCUGCUCUCAUCUACCGGUAUUGUAACGCGUAGCCACAGCAACAGUUUGCUGCAGCAACACCAUCAGGGUGGUAGUAACGCGAUGCAAACGAAUCCACUGCUCGGUACAGCCCUCUCGCAACAGAAGCGCAAACGAGGCCGUCCACGAAAGCUGUCGGGAAGCGAUGCGGGUGAAGGUGAAACCGAAGGUGGAAAUUUCAUUGGCGGUGGUGCUGGUGAAGAAUACGACAGCAGUUCGAUGGAUAUCAUGGACGUGAAGAUUGCCAGCAGUGGUGCUUCCAACUCGGGCGAUGAUGAUCAGCAGCUGCGUAUUGUGAGCAGCCGUACGGAGGAUUGCGACACGCCAAUGCACGAAAAAUCGGAACAAAUGGACGAGGAUGAUGACGAAGAAAUGGACGACGAGGCCGAUGAACUGGUUGAUGACGACGAGUUGGAAACAGGCACUGGUGACGAUCCUCGCGGAACCACACCAUCGCUGGACGAAUCGAUGGAAGUGACUACCGGCAGUACGAACAAUGCAGCAAACAAUGCUAACUCGAAUCGCUCCGGCAGACAGCAUCAGCGGCACGGUGGCAAUAGUAGUGCACAGGCCAAACCAUCGCGAGCAUCCAAACGAAGUAGAACGACGACGAGCAGCAAUCUGCGGAACAGCGAAAACAGCAACAUGUCCGAUUCAAAAGAUUCUUUUGUGGAUGAUGAAAAAUGCAACAAGAUGGAUGAAACGGGCGGCGAAGAAGACGACGAUAUUGAGGACGAUCAGUAUGAGGAGCGGGAGCUGAACUCAAGCCUAAUGGAGCCACAGCUAUUGUUGGAUGAGUACGAUGAACCGGUUGAGUUUAAAUUCGAUCCCCGUACGGACAGUGGAGCAGUCGAUACAACCAUGAAUAGCAACAGCUACCUUCCGCCCUUGCAACCGAAACCAGGUCUAAAGUUGGCCGGAACAAGCACCACUCGUAUGCCACAGAUCUCGGUUGUACCGACGAAGGCUUUGCAAUUGCCGAAACUAGCACCGCUAACGACAUCCGCGGGCAGCUUUCUCGGCGGAUCAAACAACAAAUCCACGGUGAAGCUGCACAAACGGACACGACUGCUGGCACCAAAGAAACCGAACGGCAUGACCACCACGCAAACGAUCCUCAACAAUCUGAACAACAAUCUGAACGAAAAUUUGAUCUCAACCACGAACGCUAGCGGUGGCGGAUCUUCGCUGUGCCUGUCGGGCAUCGGGUCCGAGGUGUACGAUAUGUUUUCGAGCAGUGUGCUCCGUUCGUCGAGCCCGCGGUCCAACUCGAAUUCACCAUCCGUAAAGGGCGGUGGCAGCAGUGGGAACGAUAGCGGUUCACGAACGCACAAGUACGCCGUGAUUGACGAUACCGAGGGCAGUGUGCGUGAUUUCUGUACCAAAGAGGGUGACCACGUGUACCGGUGCAAGGUGUGUGCCCGUGUGUACACGCACAUUAGCAACUUCUGCCGGCAUUAUGUGACCUCCCACAAGCGUAACGUAAAGGUGUAUCCGUGCCCAUUCUGUCUGAAAGAGUUCACGCGCAAGGACAAUAUGACGGCGCACGUGAAGAUCAUCCAUAAGCAGGAGUACGCCCAACAACAGACGACGGGAAUUGGACCCGGGGGCACGUCACCAGCCAGCGGCGGUGGAAGCAAUUCGCGCGGUGAGGAAUCCUUUAGCGCAACGCUGCUCGGCGGAAGGAACGAGUCGACGAACGGUGGUGGGGGAAGCUCCGUGACAACUGCUUCGAUCAUCAAUGCGGUUGGACUGCAGCCGAAGCUGGGCUCGAACAGUAGUGGCAGUAGUAGCGGCGGUAUUCGCAUCGUGUAUCCCUUUCCCGGGAGUGGUCAAGCCUCGCCGGCGGCUGCAACCACAACAGGAACAGCCGGCAGUGGCACGGUCGGGACGAUUAGCAUUAAGAAAGAGUUUCAAGAAAAAUCUUCGUCCUCAUCGGGUGCCAACUCACCGACCGGUUCGGUCUCAUCCAGCUCCAGCGGGCUCGCUGCCCAACCGGCAACUGCGACUGUCAGCCAGUAGAAGGCUCCGGAAGGGUUAAAUGCAUCGGCGGGUGGUAUCUGCUCAUCCGGUAAGAAAGCGACUUGUUUUCGAAACGACCAACCACAGAUAGAGGCUAGUAAUAUCUUAGGGGAAAGCCAAUAGAACAGCACACACACGCGCAUACAUUAACAUUUGCUUCCAUCGUACGCAACUACAAAAAGUGAAAAUAUUUCUAUCCCUUCCGCUUUGCGCAUUAGCGAACGGAACAUACCAAGUACGACCGGUAGGCUAGCAUACAAAAGCUAGGAAAAUCAUUCCUUCAAAAGGGUAUUUUGUAGUUUUUAGUGGAAUCGUCUAAAGUAUCACCACAAUAAGCAUAACACACUAGAAAUCGUCGGAUGAGAUGAGUAUGUUAGAUGGACGGACCUUUGUACUGGUUUUUUAAAUGAUUGUUUUGUUUUAACUUGUAAGUGUGAAACUGUUUAAUGUUUUAUGUUAAGUAACAACCCUUAUUGCAAACGUUAAAGCAUUGAAAAAGUGGUGUAGAUCGGCGAGUCUGUGUGUGUGGGUGUGAGAUAGCGGAAAAUAUUGGCCAACAAAUUUUCCUUAUACCUGUAUUUAAUCUUACCAAAAGAUAGGCACCCAAGAGGUCGCUACAACGGCAACUUUGUUAGAUUAUCCGUAGGUUUGUUUAGUGUAUCUACACGCGUGCGUAUAUUUAAUUGUAUUGGUAUUUAAUUAUUUGUAAUAUUUUCGUUUAGCAACGCAUAUUUUGAAUCUGUUUAUAUGUAACCCAAUGAGCGUAGGAGGAGAGGCAACUCUCAAAACUCCUUCCGGGACAUCAUAAUACAGUUUGAAAAACAACAAUUGCUUCACAAAUGUCUUCCCCCCUAAGAACAAGCGAUACAACCGGUAAUAACGGGCCGAAUAGAACGGUGCUGCUGUUGAUAAUAACCAAUCGAUCGCACAUUAAGAAUAUCGUUCCAUUUUCAUCUCGCAGAGUAUAACACCCUGAAAUGAAUUUAUGAACGAUCGGUUACUACAUUGCCAUGGGUGUGUAAGUGUGCGCAUGAUUACGGCUACCAUCCGUAAGGCAACUCCAUUUAAAUAAUUUGCAUUGUAGAAAGAUGAAUGAAUUAGCUAACUUUUUUCUAAAUGGAAAAUGGACACACGAAACGAACAAAGAAACUGUAGAAAGAAGCGAAAUGUUCUAAACGAAUUUUAUGCAUUAUAUUAUUAUUUACUCGCCAGAUUGUUAUCGGUGUUGUCUGCGUUCAAGCGCAGAAUCAUUUCGUAGAAUGAUUCGGUUUGUUUCCUUGAUUUGUUAUUUAUUUUUAGAAAUUCUUUACUUUUUUGUUCUAAAUUAAUACAUAUUGUUGUGGAGCUAUACCCACCGAAAAGCUAAGAUUUAGACAAUAUGACAACGCGUUUAGUGGUUCACUUGAAGUAUUGCAAAUAUUGAAUCCUACGUUUUGUCCAAUGUCGUACAGUCAGGCGGCUGGGUGGUGUUUGUGCGAAACAUUUUUUUUUUGGUUUUUGUCUGGUGUGUUACCAUGUGACGUUAUUGAAUUAUUAUUUUCUGUUUAUCAUACAUUCAGUCUUUGUUACGUUGGUCUCAGCUUGGUUUGUAUUAUUUUUAUGUUAUUUAAAUGUAUCGCACCUCAAGACAAGACAUAAAUAUAAACCGCCGAUACAGAUGUAGGUAUGUAAGAAGGGCAUUAACUACACAAAUCUCGUCAUGUAACGAAGCGUAACUUUCCGUUUGUCCGAGAUGCAGGAUCACAUCCUACAUGCUUCUGUGAUGAUGUUCCCUUUCGCAUUAGAGUUUGUUAGUUGUAAUAGUAACAUGAAAUAAUUUUUGUUAAUGACCUUCACACUCUCAAUCGUAUCAAUCGUACUUCCCUUACUUACCAAUGUAAUGUUCUCGAUACACAUAUGUUCGUUAUGGUCUUAUCAACAUAGCAUUUUUACGUUUAGAAAAAGUGGAUUUUUGUAACUCGAAUUGAUUGUUUUCUGUGCGUGAAAGAUGAAAAACAAUUGAGAGAUAACAGUUAAAAGAGCGCUCUCCUGCUGUGCUCUAUCUUGCUGUGCAGGAAUGGCAUAGAGGGUGGAAAUUAAGGAUAGAUAAACUUUAAAGCUGCAUUGGAUGUUUUUUUUCAUGGACGAGUUGCACAGUUUUAAUAGAUGUAUAAAAUGAAAAAGGCUGAGAUAGUAAUGUUUAGUGCGUGUUUGUUAUAGCCACCACCAAGAGCCACCUCUUCCCGCUCGUCUAUCACCACACCCACACAUACGUACACGUAAAUCAAUUCCCGAUAGUUAAUUAACAGUUAAGUAAAAUCCGUUUGGCAAAAAAAAAUGUUAACACAUAACUGAAAAGAGAGACUAAUAUGUUUGCUAUCUGAAAAUAAAUGUAGAUAGAAGGGGGUAAGGGUGUAUUAAGGGGAGGGUCAAUGUUUAGCAUAGUAAUUAGUGUGAGUAGUAUUUAUAUAUCAAAACAGCAAACUUAUAAUCUAAUCUAUCUAGCGUUAAGAAUCAGCACCAGAGUUGAACUAUUUUUGUAUGCAGUGUUAGAUGAACAUAUACGUUUAUGUUUUAAAUGUUUGUUCGGGACAAACAUCUGAUAAACACUACUUGCCGGAACGGUGGGCGAUGUAUCUCAUGCGACGAUGGAAGCUAGACAGAUAGAAGAGAGGGGAAAAAUGUUGAAAGGGACGUGCGUGCAUUUUACGUGUUUAAUAUAACUAUCGUUUUUAGUGGGCAUGUUAUGAAAUAAUGGUAUAGGUAGUAGGCAAAAAUUAAAUAAAAUGUGCAACUCUCCCGAGACACUACCAUGUAUAAUACAUCCUUCUAUAUUAAACCAACAGAGUGAAGAGAUAAAAACACUAGCAACACAUUGCAAUAAAUGUUCUAGUUUGUGUACGAGUACCGUAUGCUCGCACCAUUGUUUUAAAGUAAAAACAACGUAUUCAUAAUACUGAUCGCAAGCUAAUCUCUAACUAGUAAAGACACGUGCGCACUAAUAGUUUUUUCUUCUUCUCAAAACAGCGCACACUCUGAACAGGAGCUUCACAUAGAAUGAACCUUUAUAAGCGUAAAACACUUGUUUAAACUUAUUCCCUUACUCCGUGAUGCACCGAUGCAAUUUCCAUCGCAAGAAAACACACAAACCUAAUAGUUAGUGCAAUUUUAAUGUGUUAAGUACUUUAUUUAGCCUAUGUAGAUGGCACCGAGAACACUAAAAGAAAAGCGAUAGUAGGAGUGAAAAUACAGUGAUACACCAUCACUUAUCUGCCAAGUUGUUGUACAUAGAACGAUGAUGCCGACGGUGGAAGUAAAAGUAAAGGGAAGUGAGUGGGUGUGUGAAACAGAUUUUAAAACUUUGGCACGAAACAAGAUAAGCUUCAACUUUUACUUCAAAAAAGUAAUAAAUUAAAGGAAAGAUAAGCAAACAAGCAUUUACACUAAAUUGUAGUUAACGUAUCUCGAUCACCGUUUUACUCUGGGUACUGUAAAGUCUGCAUCGUAGCGAGAGGCAAUCAAUAUUCCUGAAUGGGGCGACAUUUAAAGGCAUAAGGAUGAUAAUGUGGGUCGUGUUAGUUUUAGCCAAACUGGAUAGCAUUACGAAGAAAACAAUCACCAAAUAAGAUUAAAUAAACGACACAAACGCGCACACACAUAUAAAAAGUAUUUUUAAAUUGUUUUCUGUUUUACUUUCCUUUUGCGAGAACUUUUAACUCCAUCACGUACGGUUUUUCUUUAUUUUGUUUCACCACGAGUCCUGUUGCAGGUAGCGCUCACAUGUAAAUCAGAAACGAAAGAAUGGCAUUUUCAAAUUAACGAAUUUGAUAGGAUUUGCAGAAGGCAAUUAUAGCAGGAUCGACGUGUUAACCAACUGCAACGAUGCAUAAGUAAAAUUUAGUUUUUUAAUUUGAAAUUUAAUUUGUGAGCAUGUUUUUUUUACGUUAUAGAGCACAAUGAAAACACUGGAAAAUAUAUUUAAACAAUUGCUGUAAGUUGGAAAUAACCGACACGUAAAACACAUAAUAAACAUUGAUAUGAAAUUGAAA